AUGCGAAACGACCUGACCAACUUGGCAGACGAGUUGAAAAGAGUUAUCGCGAAUAGCAGUCUGAUGGAUUCCGAUUUGGACCGCGUGACUCGUGAAUUAAACGCGAAAAAUGCCGCGUAUGAACAACUAUUGAAAAAAACGGAAAACCUGGAAGACGAGUUGGUCAAUAUGAAAUAUUGUUUGAACAUGCGAGUUGAAGAAAACCGGACGUUGACCAAACAAAUCACCGAACACAAUCAAACGCUCGACGGCUAUAUCAAAUCGAAACAGCAGAUGGAAUUGAAGCUAAAUGAGAUUCAGCAGAAAUUAACCGAUAACGAAUCACGCAACAAACAACUGGUCACGGAUCACCAAGCGUUAAAAGCACGACACGCCGAACUGGAAAACGAUUUGAAACGCGAGAAAGCGCAGAGUUUAGAAAAAACCAACGAGAUUGCAGAUUUGGACAAAAAGUUAGUCCACUUGAACAACAUAAUAAACGGAUUGAGCAGUAGAAUUCAGUUAAACGAAGACGAAAUCGUGAAGCUCACCAAUGAAAAGAAAGCAAUGGAACAGAAAAUGGUUUGCAAUACAAGUGAAUUGGAAUCCACCAUAAAGAACUUAAAGUCCGAAAUAGCGUCGAACAAAUUAGAACUCACGCGGGCCAAAGACGAUCUGAACGCCGAGAAACAAUCGAACAUACAACACAAGCAACGCAUUGACGAAUUGCUAGGGAAAAUGAAAGAAUUAGAAAAACAGUUGAUGAGUCACAAAAACGAAAACGAAGUGUUGAAAAAGAAAAUAGCUCUGUCCGAAUUGGACCUGUCUGAGUCUAAAUCGUACGCUGAAUCGCUGAGCCGGAAGUUAUGCGACGCCAGUAACGAAAAUGAUAAAUGUAGACGGCAAAGUGUGUUACUGAGCGGCGAUGUUGAGUGCAGACAAAAAACGGAAGAAAAACUCAAGAAAGAAAACGAAGAACUGAAAAAAAAACUGAAAUUGCUGACAGGAGAAAACUGCAAAAAUAAAUGCGAAAUUGAUGAGUUAAACGAACUACUUAAGUGCGCUAAGAAAAAAGAGAUAUGCGUGCGGAAAGAUCUGAUCAAGGCAAACGACACGGCGGCACAGUUAGGCGAGAUAAUAAAAUGCAUGGAAGUCGAAAUGCGGUGUUAUAAAAAAGAACUGAACGCCAAGUCCGAAAAGCUAACAACGUGUACGGAAAAACAAAUGCAAGAAACCAAACCGCAAAAGUGUAUUGACAAACCAUUGAAAAUCAAAACUGAAAAAGAGUCAUGCGAUAUCAAAGACACCUGCACAGUUGCAGAGAAAAAUAUUGAUAAAAAAAGAAAUAUUCCCACUAACGACGACAAGAGGAACCUACAAGAAGCGACUAUGGGACAGGAGAAAACGGGAAACAAAAUUUUGCCUGAACAUUGUGACCGGGAUAUAUUGUUGAAAGAAAAUAACAGACUUGUCGGAGAAAACGUGAGGCUUUCGAAGACUGCCCUGGAGCUCACCACCGAAGUGGAACGCUUGUUAGAGAUCACAAAUAUUCAAAGGGACGCUGACAUGGCGGAAUGCAGGUUGAAGUCCGGGAACGACGUCGAAGUCAAAACUUCAUCCAUUGGCGUACAAACUACCAAUUGUUCGUUAAAUAGUGAUGAUGUGGAAACACAAGGCUGUGCAAAAACCAAAUGUGACCCAUGUACUAAAUGUCCUCCCGAAGAGUCAAACGCGUGUUCGUCGAUGGACACGCCUUCUUGUCAGAUCGACGAUUGCGGUGGCUGUCCACCUGAUCCUUGUUCCACGAUUAACAACGAUUGCGUGACCAAUUACUUGGAGAGACAAAAAUUACAGUGUCAAUUAGACGAAAUGAAAAAAAAAAUGUGCGAACAGGAAAAAUCAGCGCAGAAAGCGAUAUGCGACGGAGAACGCAGACACUUCCAAAUGGAAAUGGAACUAAAAGCGUCAUUCGAAAAGAAAGAGGCCUCGCUCAAUGCUCAGUUAGAGUCGUAUGAAACAAACUUGUUGUACGUGCAAAGGGACUUAAGAAAAUCUCAAGCUCGCGAAAAACAAAUGUGUGCAAAAAUAGAAGAGCUAAACGAGACGAUUAAAAAAAAAGAGGAGAUCAUCGAAUACGAACAAAACAAUUGCAUGAACAUAAUCGAUAGAUUGAACGAAUGUAAAAAACGAGUCGAAGAUAUGAAAGAAAACAAAGCGGCGAACGAUCAAAAAAUCGCUAUGUUAGAGGAACGUGUCGACUUUUACAUGAAAAGUUGCAACCACGAACGCAAAAAAGUAGAAUCAUUGGAAAAGAAUCUAGAUAAGACCCGCAAAGUGGUGAAAAGACAACAAAACGCUAUAGGUCAGGAUACCGAAAAAGGCGUAUGUCCUACGAUGAGAUCAAAAGGAGGUUGCAACGACACUAAUAAAAAACAGCCAAAACCUACAAAGGCUCCUAAGCGUCGUUUGGAUUUACCUUGUUGUGUUGGCGCAAAAACACCGUGUAACAGGCAAAAUAUGUGUAAGCCACAAGCCCCAGCAGUUCCGGCUUGUAAACAUCAAGUAGCGGCCCAGUGUUUACAAGGUCGGCUGGAAAUGAUGGAAGACCAACAGGAAGCCGGCGAGCAAAAAGACGGCGAAUGUCUGUGUUUGAAAAAUGCCGAUGCUUAUUUGGAGAACCGGUUUAAACACAAAACCAGCUUGAUCCGACUUUCGGAUCACAAGUACGAACAUCAUGUCGACAACUCCAGAGCGGACGAUCCAUACAAUGAACUGCCUUUCGAGUCGUACAGAGAGAGCGAUCCCGUGAGCCAAGAAGUACAGGACAACUCGGAAUUGUACGGCCAAAUGAAAACAUUUAAACGGAGAAGUGUUCUCGAAGAUAACGGAGAAAUCAUUAAGAAAGUUCCGACGGAAUUCAUUAGUUCGCUGCGCGAUGACUUGAGAAGUAAGGUCGACAAAAAUCCUUACUGUGGCCAGAUGGACUGUUGUAAAAACUAA
This is a messenger RNA of Adelges cooleyi (spruce gall adelgid), 2979 nucleotides long. RefSeq lists its product as uncharacterized. Bases 1 to 2979 code for a protein of 992 amino acids. The record is from RefSeq and is a predicted model, not a curated record. NCBI's taxonomy places the organism in Eukaryota, Metazoa, Arthropoda, Insecta, Hemiptera, Adelgidae. The transcript is spliced from 5 exons.